Messenger RNA from Mercenaria mercenaria, 4203 nucleotides. RefSeq lists its product as uncharacterized. Lineage: Eukaryota; Metazoa; Mollusca; Bivalvia; Venerida; Veneridae. Gene Ontology annotation, molecular function: sequence-specific DNA binding. The coding region runs from base 102 to 2120 and encodes 672 amino acids. The transcript has 9 exons. The record is from RefSeq and is a predicted model, not a curated record.
AAACACCAAACCGCUGGUGGGCAGAAAAUCAAUACACAGGUGGCAUAGGCGAGUCAGUAUGAAAAAAGAUUGUACAAGAAUUACACAUCAAAUUUAAAGCAAUGGUUCAGACUUGUGUAGUUGUGGGCUGUAGGAAUAGGUGGGAAAAGGGUUCCAAGAUUUCUUGGCAUAGAUUUCCCAACGAAAAGAACCCAGUGCGAAGAGAACAGUGGUUAUCGGCCAUCAACAGGAAAAAUUGGAAUCCAACCAGACAGGAUCGCGUGUGUGGAAAACACUUCGUGUCAGGAAGUGCAAGCCAGAUUCCCGGGGACCCAGAUUAUGCACCAUCACUGUACUUGGGUAAUCCGACUCACAGAUCUUCAACUCCAGAUGUGAAACUUGACCGCUUUGCCAGUUCCAGAGCCAGGCAGCCACUGAAGUCGGAACCCGAGCAAGAUGAAUACGAUCAACAGAGAGCUGCAUCAACCUGUAUUGAUUUGUUACUUACCCAAGACCGAAAAUGUACUGGUGAAAAGAGGUCAAGAUCAGUGUCACCAGCUCUAAAGGGAUCUGAGGCAGAUGUUCGUGAAAAGAAGCUGAAAUUGGAAGUCCCUGCUAAAUACAAGACCUAUAUGCCUACAGGUACAGCAGUUACAGUAUCUAGUACCUCAGCAACAACUACUGCCACAUCUGAUGCAGAGCCGCCUUUACUCACAAUACGUCAUGGACAAGAGGAAGCUGUCUCUACACAGAAAGGUGCUAACGUAAUUUACCAGCAGGUAUCUGGGGAUCAGCCACCAGUUCAGUUUAUUUUAAGUGCUGAGGAAAUCAAGAAAAUGCAGAAUCAGAAGCUGUCAAAUGGCAGUGUGGGCGAGGACUUUACAAAGAGAAAUCCAAGACAAACUAAAUCAAACUAUCACUGGACAGGGGAUGUUUCUUGUGAGGUAAUUCUGAGUUACGAUGGGAUUAGUGAAAGACAGAAAAUGAAGCCACGUCUGGGCCCUAUCAUACAAGCUUUGGUGAAAGGUGAUUACAGUGUUCUCAGAUCAGAUUUGUACCAGAGCUUGACAGCGGACUCAAAACAAUCAAGUCAGGAAAUGUUGAAUUCUUUUAACUAUAAAGAUGAUGACCGACAAAAGCCUAUAACAUAUUUGAGUGAUGCCAAGACAGAGGUGUUCAAGGUGCUAUCAUUGUUAUGCAUGAGUAAAGCCAGGUUUAAAGAUCUUCUAGAUUGGAUGAAAACCCUUAAACUAGAGGAAGGAAAUCAAGGAAAAUACUAUUUAUCAGAAAGGAAUGUGAUUGGUGGAGGACUUAGGGUCAUGUAUGACACCGAUGAAUUGGCAGCUAAGAAAAUGAAUUCUCUACUGAAGCUUCGCACUGGCGGCAAGGCAAAGGAGAAAACCAAGUUGCUGUAUCCCGUCACAACACUACAGUCAGCAUUGAAUCCUCAAAAGCCGGGAAACUUUAUGAUUAUGGUACCAACCUCAAAUGCUGCUGGUACCCCUGGUGCACCUACUGCAGUUCCAAGUGGCAUUCCAGGUGAUGCUCAGUUUAGCAUUUAUCCCACAAUGCAAGCUGGUCAGUCACUGGUUCCAGUAACCGCAACAACAAAUGUGAAUCAGCCACAUCCAGCCUGGUCAAAAGAAGCCUUAACCAGACCCACAGAACCGAAAAUAUCUCUAGUUUCUCUUUUAAAUAAAUCCAAGUCUGUGGUCUCUUCUAAAUCCACUGGUACAAACACGACAGAAUCUCUGAAACAGAACUUGAGACAUCCAAACAUUUUACGGUCCAAAUCUCAUUUCCAUUCACAAAAACUUGUCCCGCCUAGCGGGGAACCAAUUCCAAUGCAUUUAUACCGGUCCUAUAAAACCGGAACCGAUCCGGAACAUUCAAAGAUAGAUCAUUAUGAUGAGACAGACCCUGAUGAUACAGGUACAACACCAAUAAUUGUUAAACAAGAACCAGUAGAGUAUAACAAUGAGGAUGAAAUCAGUAAACAUUCGCAAGAAGAAGAUGAACCUUCUGAUCAGUUUAAAGGUGUACUUAACACAGAUGCACAUAUGCCUGUAGAUGCUGAAAAUAGCGAUCUGAACAUGGAAUUAGUGAUUAAAACUGAACCAGUAGAUGAUUAUGACAGUUAAUUGAUGACAAAUAGAAAUUCUUAAAAUAUGCGUCAGGUUGGAAAUGAUACUGAGCACACUGCACAAAAAGUCAGAUUUACAAAUCGAAUGUCAGUUUCCUUGUCAAUACUGGGACAUCUGUCUGUGUGUGGUUGUUUCAUUGAGGAAAAUUUAAAAUGGUGCAGUGCACCAUCAGUGCCAUAUUUGCUUUUUGAUUUCAUUACAAGUUUAGGUUAUUAAUUUAACUUUUAAAUACUCGAAAGGCUUCUAAAAAGACAUUUAUAAAGGGGAUUACUUCUUAGAGAAAGGUUCUGAAUACAGUCAGUCCUGUGGUAAAGACCAGCUCCAAGUCAAGACCACAUUUACAAAACCUGCCUAUCAAGGCCAUUUUUUUCCCCUUGGUAUUGUAAACCAUAAAUUUGUGUUAAUUUACCUCUGUUGAGAAACCACCUUUCAACAAAGACCACUUUAUAGCUCACCAUGAAAAAAAGUCAUCAGAGCUGUUACGAUACCUCCAUGUGGUGUACACAUCUUGUCAACAAGCCCAUAUCUUAGUUGUUAAUACAACUGAACGAAGCUUGAUACAUGCCUUCCCCUCAAUAAUUCCAUCUGAGUGACAUAUGUCCCAUAACUAUUGCUUUCAUUUUGAUGAAAUUUUGCCCUCUUUGUUAGCAACUAUAUAUCACAAGUACAUAAAAUCCACCCCACCCCGUCUUCAGAAUGAGAGGUUUUGUUAAAUGUUUAAUCUUUCAUGGUGAGCUGCAUUGCUCUAGAGUGGUCUUUACUGUCAAGUGUUUUGCUGUAGUUGUGCUUCUCAGUUUCCAUAGAUUAUGAGUACUGAAAUGUAUAUAAUAACAAACUUUGAAGGUAGAACUAGGUUGGAUGUUAUUAAAUUUAAUAUACUUGAAAAGUUAGUUUAUAUCUUUGAUUAGAUAUUGGGGAUGUUAGAUAGUUGCCAAUUACUAUGUGGUAUCAUUUCCAAAAGUGUCUGGGUUCAGAGUGAACCUUCACUUUUGAUGCAGCAGUUUUUCUGCAUUUAAUUCUUUUUUUUAACCAGUAAUAUGUACUCGAUGAUAAGUCUGCUUUCUGUUUUGCUUUUGUCGUUUUUCUGUUAAUUAUGUUGAUGUGAUUAUUCUGUGGAAUUAACCCUUACCCUGCUAAAUUUCUAUAGUGGACUUUUCUGUCUUCCAAUUUGGACGGUACCAUUAAUUGUUUUAAGGGGUACUUACCUAACAGAUACUGAGUGAAUGGCAAACAGUGCAGAUCUUGUUAAGACUGCACAAAUGUGCAGGUUGAUCAUGGUCGCAAUAGCAUAAUCAAUCGUAUCCGGCCUGAUAAGGGUUAACCAAACCCAGCUCUACAAAUAGCAAAUCUAUAUUUUGUAAAUUAUUGUAAACUUUCAGUAAGGAGUGUAAUGUACAUGUUUGAAAAUAGGGCUUGAUUAUACCUUACUGAGGCAUACAAAUGUGCCUAUUUACAGCAUUUCUAAUGAUCUUGAAUGAUUUAUGAUAAAAAAAUAUAUAUUUACUACCUGCAUUGAUACAUGUUUAAAAGUUUUUGCAGAAUCAUUUAGCAGUUAGAUUAGUGUGAAAGAAAACUAGAAAAAAAGGAUGAACAAUUUUGGCAAAAAAUGAUGUACACAAUACAAAAUAUUGUUUUGGACAUCAUUACUGAUGACUAUACUUCACAAAACAAGUGAACAUAAAAGGAUUGACAGACUUUACACAAAGCUUGGUAAGAAAUGUUUUGAGCAGUAACGCUGGUUAUGAUCAAAUUAAAUAACAUCCGCGGAUUCGGGGUUUUUUGUGUUUUUUUUUUUAAUUUGGGAGCCGAGACCGUACUGCGUUAUACCGUAUACCGCGGUAUAUUGAAUAGCGUUAUAAAGGGUUUCGAGUGUAGUUUGUUACAGUUAGGUGUCCCAUAUCGAGUGUAUGGGCAUAUAUAUGUGGGAGAUAAAUUUUUGUAGAAUUUUACAUUUGUUUAUCCAGGUGUUAAAAUUCAUAUGUAGUAGUAUUAUACUAGUUGUAUACACAUGUUAUAUAUGAGAUUUCUCAUACAGCUGCUGUAUUUUUAGUGGUUAAAUAUACAUUUAAAGACAAACAAA